This is a messenger RNA of Gorilla gorilla gorilla (western lowland gorilla), 4040 nucleotides long. It is a transcript of the gene IMPACT, whose product is annotated as impact RWD domain protein. Gene Ontology annotation, molecular function: protein binding. The record is from RefSeq and is a predicted model, not a curated record. The transcript has 11 exons. Gene Ontology annotation, cellular component: cytoplasm. Gene Ontology annotation, biological process: GCN2-mediated signaling; regulation of translational initiation. The coding region runs from base 449 to 1357 and encodes 302 amino acids. NCBI's taxonomy places the organism in Eukaryota, Metazoa, Chordata, Mammalia, Primates, Hominidae.
GCCAGUCCUCCUCAGCCGAGGGGCCCUCCGCCCGGGGCCGCCCCGGGUUCCGCCAGCACUGGCCACGCCAUUUGCUCCACCGCGUUCCAUUUUCCCGGCGCUUCCCGUCGGCCGAGCGCUCUUAGGCCGGCAGCUCCUCGGCGGCCGCGGGCUCGGCCUGUCUCGGACGGUGUCCUCGUCAACCAUUAACACGCGACUAAGCAGCUCUGGGCCGAAGGCAAAAACCGGGGUUUCGAUCCCUACCCUGCCGCCGCCGAGUCAUCUUGGACAAAUCACUUAAGAAUUCGGGUUUCCCCCUUUGCAAAAUGGCAAUAGCCCAGACCCUGCAGGUCCCGAGAGCCCACCGAAUCUCACUCCUUCUGGUCCUUGGCAUCGAGCUUUCCCUGUGCCUUGUUCACGUGGGCGAUCAUAAGUCUUUUCCUACAGGGCUAAUGAGGAAAUUGAAGCAAUGGCAGCCAUUUAUGGCGAGGAGUGGUGUGUCAUUGAUGACUGUGCCAAAAUAUUUUGUAUUAGAAUUAGCGACGAUAUAGAUGACCCCAAAUGGACACUUUGCUUGCAGGUGAUGCUGCCGAAUGAAUACCCAGGUACAGCUCCACCUAUCUACCAGUUGAAUGCUCCUUGGCUUAAAGGGCAAGAACGUGCGGAUUUAUCAAAUAGCCUUGAGGAAAUAUAUAUUCAGAAUAUCGGUGAAAGUAUUCUUUACCUGUGGGUGGAGAAAAUAAGAGAUGUUCUUAUACAAAAAUCUCAGAUGACAGAACCAGGCCCAGAUGUAAAGAAGAAAACUGAAGAGGAAGAUGUUGAGUGUGAAGAUGAUCUCAUUUUAGCAUGUCAGCCGGAAAGUUCGGUUAAAGCAUUGGAUUUUGAUAUCAGUGAAACUCGGACAGAAGUAGAAGUAGAAGAAUUACCUCCGAUUGAUCAUGGCAUUCCUAUUACAGACCGAAGAAGUACUUUUCAGGCACACUUGGCUCCAGUGGUUUGUCCCAAACAGGUGAAAAUGGUUCUUUCCAAAUUGUAUGAGAAUAAGAAAAUAGCUAGUGCCACCCACAACAUCUAUGCCUACAGAAUAUAUUGUGAGGAUAAACAGACCUUCUUACAGGAUUGUGAGGAUGAUGGGGAAACAGCAGCUGGUGGGCGUCUUCUUCAUCUCAUGGAGAUUUUGAAUGUGAAGAAUGUCAUGGUGGUAGUAUCACGCUGGUAUGGAGGGAUUCUGCUAGGACCAGAUCGCUUUAAACAUAUCAACAACUGUGCCAGAAACAUACUAGUGGAAAAGAACUACACAAAUUCACCUGAGGAGUCAUCUAAGGCUUUGGGAAAGAACAAAAAAGUAAGAAAAGACAAGAAGAGGAAUGAACAUUAAUACCUGAAACUAUAGGAAAGGUUAAUUUGCCUAUAAUUAUAUAUACAUUCCAUAGUCAUCAAGGAAUAUAUUGUGCAGAGAGAGUAUCCUUGACUGCUCAAGUCAGCCAAUUCAGCAUGGAUACCAACAUUAGCUUUUCUUCUUUGGUUAUAUCAUCUGCCAAAAAUAGAGAACUUAUGAUCUAUUCAUGUGUGUUUCAGGCUUAUUUGGGAGAACUAAUUUGAACUUAAUCACCACUUCAUCUAAUUUUAGCAAGGUAACAGUUUCCCAGGGCAGUACCUGAAUUAACUGUCCAUUUCAGUACAUGUCAAGUGCCUUUGUUAGGUGGAGAAGAAAUGUCUCUAGAGGAAUAUAAAUACCUGAUUUCUUGUCAUCGAGAUUCUUGUACUGUUAAAUGAAUAUUGCCUUUUACUGCUCUUUAUGGCUUAUUGGAAUAGGAGCUCAUUUAAGAUUGAUCUUGGAGAGUUUCUUCUUGUGAUUUUAGUUCAUAAGUAUGUCACCUUUCAUUUUAUAGUGUUCAUCAUUGAGUAAUGGAUUAAGUGAAAAUCCAGGAGUAUCCAUCUGCAGUUAUGUGCUGAGGUGAUAAUUCAUCCAACAUAUUUGUUAGCAUAAAUAUUAUGCUUCAGUUUCUGUUGCAAAUUGGUGAUUGUGAAAUUUCAGAAAGUGAUUUUCUAGUCUGCUUUUUUUGUUUAAUUCUUGUAAUGUAAGCAAUAAAUAUGGAGUGUCAGUAGUCUCCUUCCACCCCAGAAAUGUGUUGGUGUAACAUUCUCGUUUCUUUUAACAACCUGGAAGUACCUUUCUUGUGAUCUUCACUGAGGAAUUAGAACUAUGAUAGAAGUUAGGCUGUGGCGAAUGGGACAUUCGUAGAGUGGGAUGGAGGUGGCAGAAUGACCCUGGUGUAGGGCAGGAGUAUGUUGUGUAGUUACAUCAAUUUGAUGCAUACUUUCCAUCUGCACUCCAGGCAGCACUCCACUCAGUUCCAAGAUUUUGCAGAGAGAAGGAGCAAACCUUUUCACUGGAAAAACAGAAACAACCCUCCCCCCCAUUUUUUUCCCCUCUAUUCAUCAAACCUUUAUGUAUCUUUCAUCUUCCAGUUACCUCUAGGCAUUUAGAUAGUGAAAUUUACCUUUGAGAUAUAACAAUAAGUGAUUAACUGUUCACUUUCAGAUGUAAUGGCAAACAAUUGUUAAAAGUUAUUAACUGAUCACAGAUUUGCCUGGACUUCCCUUCCCAGGGAGGGAACAGAAGUUAGGAGGCAACUUUGGGAUGGUGCUAGAGCAUGGAAAGCACAGAGAAUUGGACAAACAGGUCUUUUUCUCUUUUCUCUGAUGUUUUACCUUUAAAAGAUCCAACAUCCUUACCGUUGGUAUUUUUAGUAAGGUUAUAGUAAAUAGCUUUACACCAGGAUGGAUUCUGAAAUAUAAAUUCUAAAUUAUAUUUGUUAUAACUAUAUUUUAUGUUGUAUGUUAUCAAGAGCCAUCAGAGAAUGACCUUUUUGUGUUUGGAACACUUGGUUCCGUGAAAAGUAUGCUUUGUGUUUUAACUGUUAAAAUAAUUUAAAAAUUAAUUAUUUUACAUAAUUAAAGAAGUUAAAAACUAUUAACAUUAAAUAAUUUCACAAUUUCAACAUGUCAAACCUAUGAAGGGAGAUAGGAAACAAUGAGAAACUUACUUUUGCUCCUUUAUACAGAAUUAUUAACUAUAUUUUACUAACUAAAAAACUCUAGUAUUCUUUACCUAAAGUCAAUUGGCUGGUAAGAGGGAGAGAUGCAAAAUUCUCCAGUUCUGAACUUGGAGCUAUUUCACACUCUACUCUUAAUGGAAACUUGAACUAAUGAUAGAUAGUAUUUUUUUCCUCUAUUUAAAAUUUUUGUCUUGAUUAGGAGAUUUUUCAGUUCUCCAUAUAAUAAUUUUCUACAAUCAGAUCUAUGCUGUGGCAUAUUUUGCUUUAUUUAAAAAAUUUUUUUUUAGAGAUGAGUUCUUGCUCUGUCACCUAGGCUGGAGUGCAGUGGCAUGAUCAUGGCUCACUGCAGCCUUGACCUUCAAGCCUGCCAAGUAGCUGGGAUUACAGGCAUGUGCUAUUACACCUGGCUAAUUUUUAAAGUUUUUUGUAAAGAUAGGGCUUUCUGUGUUGCCCAAGCUCGUCUUGAGCUCCUGGCCUCAAUCGAUCUUCCUGCCAAGGUAUUGGAAUUACAGAUGUGAGCCACCAUGCCUGGCCUGCUUUGACAUAUUUUAUAGUGUGUUAAUUACAAAUAGUCUUCAUAUGCCAGAAUAUAAGAGCAAGUGUUAUCUACUUUUUAGAUGGGAAUUGCAGAAGCUGCAUCAAAAGUAUGCUUUGAGGUAUAUAUAGUGAAACAGAGCCUUUCUGAAGAGAAUUAUAUCAAACUAAUUACAACCAAGAAAUAAUAGUAUGAAGCGGAUACUGUUUGGAGGACAGGAAAAUUUAUUGGGAAAAUUACAUAAUCCCUCUGAUUCCGCUAUCCAGAGAUAGCCAUUAUUAUUAAUAUUUGGUAUGUACAUCCUUAUAUUAUUUUUUUCUUAUGCGUGAUUUUGUAUAUAUGGUUAUUUUUCUUUCCAUAAAAAUGGUAUUAAACUGUAUAUACUGUUUUGUAGCCUACAUAUUUCAUAUAGAAGUAUAUUGUUAACAUUUUCCAUGUCAAUAAAUAUUCUUCUAUGGCUUAAA